Molecule: messenger RNA, 4757 nt
Organism: Haliotis rufescens (red abalone)
Lineage: Eukaryota; Metazoa; Mollusca; Gastropoda; Lepetellida; Haliotidae
Product: xaa-Pro aminopeptidase 3-like
Exons: 7
Coding region: 68-1573 (501 amino acids)
Cellular component (GO): mitochondrion
Molecular function (GO): metalloaminopeptidase activity; manganese ion binding
Source: RefSeq, a predicted model, not a curated record
UGCAGGUGCUCUAAGGGAGGGAACUCUGUGUGUAACUUGCCCUUGGAGUAAAACACAAACUUCAGAUAUGUGGAAUCUUGGAUACAGGCGAUUAUUUUCAGGAUGUCACCAAUUCAGGUUACCUGAAUUUCUUUGCAUAAAGCAAUUCCGACUUCCUAUCGUAAUCCUGUCAAAUUCCUUCGGACAACCAGCUGCUCAGACACAUCCUCACCUGGUCAAACAAGGGGAGGUAACACCAGGAAUUUCAAAACGUGAAUAUCAAAUUAGAAGGGAUAAUUUAGUGACACUGGCAUGCAGUGCUUUCAAGGACAUGGAAAGUGUGAAAGAUCACAUUUUGAUAUUCCCAGCUUCAGCAAAGACUUUUAUGACCUAUGACAUACCAUAUCCUUUUCGACAAAAUACAGAAUUCUUGUAUCUGUGUGGAUUUCAGGAACCAGACAGUGUUUUAAUCUUGCAUACAAAUCAACAAAAGUCAUCCAUUACUGAUUAUAUGUCGGUUCUGUUUGUGCCGAAAAAAGACCCCUCGAAAGAAUUAUGGGAUGGACCAAGGUCAGGAAGAGAAGGAGCCUUGAUGUUAACAGGGGUGGACAAAACGUUGAAUGUUGACAGUCUGGAGGAGUACCUCAGUGAUUACUGUACACAAUUUAACAAUUAUGUGUUGUGGUACAAUUAUUCCAAACCAACCCACAUGGAGCAUGACAUCCAAGUGUUGAGCCAGUUUAUGAAGGAAAACCGUCAUAAAUGUAUCGAAAACACAGUCGGAAUUUGUAACCAAUUGAGGUUGACUAAAUCUCCAGCCGAAAUUGAGCUGAUGAAACAAAGUGUGGAAAUAGCUUCAAAGUCUUUCAUUGAAGUUAUGAAAUUUUCACAUCCAGAGGUCAAGGAAGCUCAUCUGUAUGCAAAGAUGGAUUUUGAGUGUCGGAUACGUGAUGCUGAGUUCCUGGCGUUCCCUCCAGUUGUUGCAGGGGGUAAUCGUGCCAACACUAUCCAUUACAUCAACAACAACCAGAUCGUUCGCGAUGGGGAGUUAGUCCUCAUGGAUGCAGGCUGUGAGUUCCAUGGUUACACCAGUGACAUCACCCGCACAUGGCCAGUCUCAGGGAGGUUCAGCUCCUCACAGAGACGGCUGUAUGAUGCAGUGUUGACUGUCCAGGAGCAGUGUGUGGAGCUGUGCACCUUGGCCCACUCCCUGGAUGACAUCUACAAGGUGAUGCUGAAGCUGCUGGGGAAACAGCUGCAGGUGCUGGGCAUCCUCCCAGCAGACGUCAAGGAAGUCGAGUUAAUGCAGAAAACCCGUGAGUUUUGUCCCCAUCAUGUGAGUCACUAUCUGGGAAUGGACGUCCAUGAUACAUCCGACAUCUCAAGAGGCAUAAAACUAAGUCCAGGGAUGAUUGUUACAAUCGAGCCAGGGCUAUACAUCCCAGCAUCCCACCCGACUGCUCCAGCUGAGUUUCAGGGUCUGGGGAUUCGUAUCGAGGAUGACGUUCUGGUAACGGAAGGGGCACCUGUAUUGCUGUCACAAGCAUGUCCUAAAACUGUUGAUGACAUUGAACAGAUCAUGGCUCAGAGUUGAUACAAUGCACUUGACAUAUACCAUAUUCGCCAUAAUAAGAGCCCUUGAAAACUGACAAAGAGCGUUGCUCAUUAAUACCAUAUACAAUGAGUUAAUUUGGUUGCUGAGAUAGAGCCCUUCAAACAUUGUUAAAACCAAAAAAAAUUUGAUAAUAGUUACCAGUUAAAUAUAUACUUCUGUGCUGUUGUUUUCUGUUAAAAAUAUGUAACAUACACAAGAAAAUAUGGACUGUCAUGUAAAUUUAUAAAGAUUAUAAAGAUUACUUACAGACUGGUCUAAAAGUUGGUAAGGGGCACUUAUUAGGGCAGGGUCCUAAAUAUGGCGAAUACGGUAAUCAUGGUAACAACCUUGAAGAAGUUUGUCUAAUUGCAUGCAAAGUAAUUUAAUCAAAAUAGAAUCUGGUGUUGACGCAAUGUGUUUCCUUCAGUGAUGGAGACUAUGAUCCUGGAAGAUACAUGACGCUUCUGCUUCAUGAUUCUAGACCUGGGUGUUUGUUAAACUUUACUUGACACAAAGUUUUGCAAUUGAAUUAAGUUUGUAAAUAAACUAAAUCUGAGCUUGACUUUUACACAUUACGGUUGUUAGUGUGUCACUCACUGACUCAGUUUGUUUGUCACAGCUAAGAGGUGAACCCUCAUGGUGGUCACCAGUUCAGUCAUUGUCAUACCUGGCAGCCAUUGUCAUACUCGGCAGCCUUUGUGAUACCUUGCAGUCAUUGUCUUACUUGUCAGCCAUUGUCAUACCUGGCAGCCAUUGUCAUACUCGGCAGCCUUUGUGAUACCUUGCAGUCAUUGUCUUACUUGUCAGCCAUUGUCAUACCUGGCAGCCAUUGUCAUACUCGGCAGCCUUUGUCAUACCUUGCAGUCAUUGUCAUACUUGGCAGCCUUUGUCAUACCUUGCAGUCAUUGUCAUAUCUGGCAGCCAUUGUCAUACUCGGCAGCCAUUGUCAUACUCGGCAGCCAUUGUCAUACUCGGCAGCCUUUGUCAUACCUGGCAGCCAUUGUCAUACCUGGCAGUCAUUGUCAUACCUGGCAGCCAUUGUCAUACCUGGCAGUCAUUGUCAUACCUGGCAGUCAUUGUCAUACCUGGCAGCCAUUGUCAGCUUCAGCAGCCAUUGUCAUUGUCAUACCUGGCAGUCAUCGUCAUACCUGGCAGCCAUUGUCAUACUCGGCAGCCAUUGUCAUACCUGGCAGCCAUUGUCAUACCUGGCAGCCAUUGUCAUCCUGAGCAGCCAUUGUCAUCCUUGGCAGCCAUUGUCAUACCUGGCAGUCAUUGUCAUACCUUGCAGUCAUUGUCAUCCUUGGCAGCCAUUGUCAGCUUCAGCAGCCAUUGUCAUACCUGGCAGUCAUUGUCAUACCUGGCAGCCAUUGUCAUCCUUGGCAGCAAUUGUCAGCUUCAGCAGCCAUUGUCAUACCUGGCAGCCAUUGUCAUACUCGGCAGCCUUUGUCAUACCUGGAAGCCAUUGUCAUACUCAGCAGCCAUUGUCAUACCUGGCAGUCAUUGUCAUACCUGGCAGCAAUUGUCAUACUCGGCAACCAUUGUCAUACCUGGCAGCCAUUGUCAUACUCGGCAGCCUUUGUCAUACCUGGCAGCCAAUGUCAUACUCGGCAGCCUUUGUCAUACCUGGCAGCCAAUGUCAUACUCGGCAGCCUUUGUCAUACCUGGCCGCCAUUGUCAUCCUGAGCAGCCAUUGUCUUCCAGGGCAGCCACACUCGGCAAUAUUCAAGCUAUAUGACGGCGGUCUGUAAAUAAUCGAAUCUGGACCAGACAAUCCAGUGAUUGACAUCAUGAGCAUUGAUCCAAGCAAUUGGGAUACGAUGACAUGCAUCAACCAAGUCAGCAAGCCUGACCACCCAAUCCUGUUAGGUGACCUAUUCUACCCCAGACCUUCACGGGUCGGCAGCCGUUGUCAUCCCCUGGCAGCAAUUGUCAUCCUGGGCAGCAAUUGUCAUCCUGGGCAGUCAUUGUCAUACCUGGCAGCUAUUUUCAUCCUCGGCAGCCAUUGUCAUCAGCAGCCAAUGUCAUAUAUGGCAACUAUUGUCAUCCUCGACAGCCAUUGUCAUACCUGGUGACCAUCUCAUAAUGCUUUCAACUUUUUAGAUAUUCUUUUGUGCUUGAAAAAUAUCAAUACCUGAAAACAUUGCAGUUAUGUUUUUUAUUGAAAAAAUAUCCACAAAUUCCUUUAGUUUUUACUAAAAUAAUAUGCAUAAUGCAGACAUUUGACCUUAAGUCAAACUUGAAAAUAUCUUACACAAAUGGCCAUUCUAAGACUGUUGAUGGAACUACAUCAGAUCUGGUACAAUGAAGUUGUGAAUAUAUACAACAAAAGACAAGACCAAAUACACACAGUGAACAGAUAAUACUUCUACAACCAAGUUAUACAUCAUAAAUGUAUAAAAGUGACAUAGGAACAGUUAUUAAUUAACACACUAUUACAUGUAUAACCAGUUUUCAUAGAAGUGAUGGACAAUAACAACAGUAUUAUCAUGUCAUGUGUAGAAGUUGUAGGCUUAUUGUGUGGAGAAUACUGAUUGAUAUACCCUGCAUGGAUAUUUACUCAUGCCUACAAUGAAUUUACCUAACCGCUAUGUUUAUAAUUUACCACAAUUUGACAACAAAUGAAGAUUGAGAUGUGGAGUGUUUGUUUUUUGUCACCAUAUUGCCAGGUGAGCUCCAACACACAUACAUUUAAAUCAAUGUUAUUAUAUACUAUUCCAAAGAAGUCAAAGAACACCCAAUGUUUAAUGACAAUAUGAAAAAAUCAUGUCCAUGACAGAUUAACUAGGGUAACAAGUAAGAAUUGGGUGUUCCUUAACUUCUUUUGUGUAGUAUACAUUACACAAUGUCGUUUCCUUGAAAUUGCAGAUAUUACAGAUAUUAGUAAAAUGGCUGUUGCCAAAACGACAUAUUUUUUCCAGUUGUAUACCGCUGUAGCAGGGUACAUGGAAAUAAAUUGAAACAUCAAAUAUGAAUGGCCCCAAAAGUAAUUAAUAAGAGCGUAAAAAAAAAAGGAUAAGAUGCCAGUGAGCAUGUCUUUGAGCAUCACCCCAAGGCAAGGGAGAUAACUGACUAUAAAAGUCCAGUUUCCACCCUUGCCAAAUUAGGCUGGAAUUAUGGAGUUAUAUUUUGGCUGGACUAACAAGUCUAUGCAUAGUCCAAUCAAAUACACACAAUGAAAUCGAUU